AUGGUCCAAUCGGCGCUUCUAUUGGCACCCACAUUACGUUCAUAUCCUUUUGUUUACGGAGCUCAUACAUCAUCAGUCAUAACUCCUGUACAACAACAAUAUCACACUCAAGAUGAGUUGGGCCAAUAUGCAUACGGUUACAGCGAUCCGUUGUCCGCGAAGCAAGAAGUGCGCUCUUUAGAUGGCGUUACCCAAGGCUCGUAUUCCUACAUCGAUGCUGAAGGCAUAUUACAAACAGUUGAUUACACAGCCGAUGAGAAUGGGUUUCGUGUCGCAGCCACGAAUCUACCAAAAUCUCAACAAAGCACAAACUAUCAUACAGCAGCAGCAACGACAAUUGCCAUUCCCGUUGCCUCAAUUUCCGAUACCUCAGCUGCCUCUGUGGCCAUUCCCACUGCCGCAACUACCGCAAUUGCCGCAAAUACCGAUAGUGAAUCAAUUAACGCAAUUAAUACGUCUGGUCCGGCGAUUCAUACGACAAGCGGGCUGCGUUUGGCGAGCGGUUCAGCCACUCACUCAAAAUCUACUGCAGAUACAACCCAUGUUCGCACUUUGGAAUUGUCUCAGUCCGUGGCAGAUACCACUAAGGUGGCCCCAGCCAGCACCGUUCUCAUAAAAGGUCAACCUCGUGAACUGAUCUUCUCAACACCAGUUACUAUCGCCGGCUAUCCAUCUGCCAUUACAAGAUCCUUAAUACCGAAAGUUUAUACUUUUGGAUAUCCACUUAAGCAUCGUCUUUACACCACUGGUUUAUAUUAUUAA
Glossina fuscipes is the source of this 762-nucleotide messenger RNA. It is a transcript of the gene Cpr72Ea, whose product is annotated as cuticle protein 18.6. Gene Ontology annotation, cellular component: chitin-based extracellular matrix. The record is from RefSeq and is a predicted model, not a curated record. The transcript has a single exon. Lineage: Eukaryota; Metazoa; Arthropoda; Insecta; Diptera; Glossinidae. Gene Ontology annotation, molecular function: structural constituent of chitin-based larval cuticle. The coding region runs from base 1 to 762 and encodes 253 amino acids.